Molecule: messenger RNA, 4880 nt
Organism: Salvelinus fontinalis (brook trout)
Lineage: Eukaryota; Metazoa; Chordata; Actinopteri; Salmoniformes; Salmonidae
Product: AP-3 complex subunit beta-1-like
Exons: 27
Coding region: 954-4142 (1062 amino acids)
Biological process (GO): intracellular protein transport; vesicle-mediated transport; anterograde synaptic vesicle transport
Cellular component (GO): AP-3 adaptor complex; membrane coat; clathrin adaptor complex
Source: RefSeq, a predicted model, not a curated record
AGAGAACUACAGUACGGGGAGAGGAGAGAAGGAGAAAGUAGACCCUGUCCAAGAGCUACAGAUCCAUCAGGCAGGAAACUUCAACCCGUCUCUGCAUUGCAUUUACAAGCAAUGAAGAGUCAAAUCCUACUAGUAGCCAUUUAAGAGGACCACUUCAUCUUGCCACUCGUGUUAUCAUCUUCGAGCUAAGGAUGUGAUGGUUUCUUAAUUGCUUAGUAGCCUGAAACGUGAGAUUUAAAGAGACGGUGCUGUCAGUCACAGCUUCAGUUUAGAGAGGGAGAGAGCAUACCAGAGAGGGCAUGCGUAGUGUCUGUCUGUGUGUGUAGCAGAACCACUAAUGCUAGAUCAUUAGCCAGCAGAAUGGGUAUCCUGUGACCACUACAGUUGGUCGCUGCCUGUCAAGUGCAAAAGCGGGUUGGAGGGAAGUAGCCACAGCGAACGUUACAACCAGCUGACAGUCAGGAAACGUGUGUGUGGACUCGCGGAUACAACCGGAUGGCCAGUGGGAGCUCUGUCUGCCACGGCGAGGGCCGGAGCUUUAGCCAGCGGAGGGGGCAUCCUGUGACUCAUCAGCUGAGGGAGGAGGAGCGAGGAAGACGGACAGAGAGAGGAGAGCAACAGACGGGCCUGUAGAUGCUGUAGCAGUUAUGAACGAUCACUGUGAUUUCUCAGUGCUGUGUGCAGAGGUUGCCUGUGAAGUGCAAAAGCGGUUGGAGGGAAGUAGCCACAGUGAACGUUACAGCCAGCUGACAGUCAGGAAAUGUGUGUGUACUCGUGGGGACUGUGAGGACAGCUCUGGUGUCUGCUGAGAACGUUCAGCUCACCUUAAAGACCAAACUUCGCCAGGAGGAGCAGCACCCUCACGCACGCCAACGGAGGCCCUGACGAGACACUCACCAAAGGGUUCUCUGCAGUAGUAUCUCAUCACAUGCUGGAAUGAUGACCUUAAAGAGAUGCUGGAGAGCAAUAAGGACUCACUCAAACUGGACGCCAUGAAGAGGAUCAUUGCGCUGAUCGCCAAGGGGAAGAAUGCCUCCGAGCUGUUCCCAGCUGUGGUGAAGAAUGUGGCCAGUAAGAAUAUAGAGCUGAAGAAGUUGGUGUAUGUGUACCUGGUGAGGUAUGCAGAGGAGCAGCAGGACCUGGCCCUACUGUCCAUCAGCACCUUUCAGAGGGCCCUCAAGGACCCUAACCAGCUGAUCAGAGCCAGUGCUCUGAGGGUUCUGUCCAGUAUCAGAGUUCCCAUCAUCGUUCCCAUCAUGAUGCUGGCCAUCAAGGAGGCUGCCUCCGACAUGUCCCCUUACGUCAGGAAAACAUCCGCCCACGCCAUCCAGAAACUCUACAGCCUGGAUCCGGAUCAGAAGGAGCACCUGAUAGAAGUCAUUGAUAAAUUGCUGAAGGACAAAAGCACUCUGGUAGCGGGCAGCGUGGUGAUGGCCUUUGAGGAAGUGUGUCCGGACCGUAUUGACCUGAUCCAUAAGAACUACCGUAAACUCUGCAAUCUGCUGGUGGACGUGGAGGAGUGGGGUCAGGUGGUCAUCAUCACCAUGUUGACCCGCUACGCCAGGACGCAGUUCACCAGCCCCUGGAAAGAGGAUGGCCAGUUUGAUGAGAACAGUGAGACGGCUUUCUAUGAGUCUGAUGAGAAGAAGACGAAAAAUGGGGACGAAAAGAAGUCCUACAUGAUGGACCCCGACCACCGACUACUUCUCAGGAACACCAAGCCUCUACUGCAGAGUAGAAACACUGCUGUGGUGGUGUCAGUAGCUCAGCUGUACUGGCACCUGGCUCCUAAACACGAGGUCGGCGUCAUCACCAAGUCACUGGUUAGACUGCUCCGAAGCCACAGGGAGGUGCAGUACAUUGUGUUACAGAACAUAGCCACCAUGUCUAUCCAGAGGAAGGGCAUGUUUGAACCUUACAUGAAGAGUUUCUAUGUGAGAUCCACAGAUGCCACUCAUAUCAAAUCACUCAAGCUGGAGAUCUUGACCAGCCUGGCCAACGAAGCCAACAUCUCAACCAUCCUUAGAGAGUUCCAGACUUAUGUGAAGAGCCAGGACAAGCAGUUUGCAGCUGGUACCAUCCAGGCCAUCGGCAGGUGUGCCACCAACAUCUCUGAGGUGACAGACACCUGCCUCCAAGGACUGGUGCUGCUACUCUCCAACCGAGACGAGACGGUGGUGGCUGAGAGCGUGGUGGUCAUCAAGAAGCUUCUCCAGACCCAGCCCACCCAGCACAGUGACAUCAUCAAACACAUGGCCAAGCUCUUCGACAACAUCGCUGUGCCGAUGGCGCGGGCCAGCAUCCUGUGGCUGAUGGGAGAGUACUGUGAGAGGGUCCCUCAGAUCGCCCCCGACGUCCUCCGCAAGAUGGCCAAGAGCUUCACCUCCGAGGAGGACAUCGUCAAGCUGCAGACUGUCAACCUGGCUGCCAAACUCUACCUCACCAACUCCAAACAGACCAAGUUGUUGACCCAGUACAUUCUGAACCUGGGGAAGUAUGACCAGAACUAUGACAUCAGAGACCGCACUCGCUUCAUCCGCCAGCUCAUCGUGCCCAAUGAGAAGAGCGGAGCACUCGGCAAGUACGCCCGCCGCAUCCUGCUGGCGCCCAAACCAGCGCCCGUCCUCGAGUCCACGUACAAAGACCGUGAUCGUUACCAGCUGGGAACCCUGUCCCACACCAUCAACACCAAAGCCAGCGGCUACCUGGAGCUCUCUGAUUGGCCUGCCGUGGCUCCUGACCAAUCAGUGAGGAACGUGGAGGUGAUUGAGCCGGUGAAGGAGUGGGCUCCAUCGCUAGGGAAGACUGGAAAGUCCAAGCUGUCCAGGUCAUCAGAUGAUAAGUUCUACUCUGACUCUGGAGAGGAGGAGGAGGAGGAGGAGGAGAAGGAUAAGGGCUCAGGGAGCAGUAGCAGUGAUGACAGCAGCAGCAGUAGUGAAGUGUCAAGCAGUGAGGCAGAGAGCGAUGAGGAAAAGAGCAGUAGUCAGAGCAGUGAAGAGUCCGACAAGUCCUCCAGCCAAUCGGAGAAGAGUUCCAGUGAGUCCGACUCUGAACAGAAGAAGAAAACAACUAAGAAACCACCACAGAAGAAGACAGUCAAACCAACGGCCAAAGACAGUGAUUCGGAUGAGAAUGGGAACGUUGCUAAAGAAGCCAGCAGUUCGUCUGCAGAAGAGACUUCGUCUGGUUCCGAAUCUGGUUCCGACGCAGACUCCCACUCAGGCACCGAACGCAAGAAGAAAACCAAGUCUAAAGCCAAACCCAAGGUGGAGGUGAAGUCAACGAAGGUGGUGUCCCUGUUGAAGGAGGUGUCCCUGUUGGAUUUGGAUGACUUCAAUCCUACACCAGUGACCCGGCCCAAGAUGUCUGUCCUCUCCCCCAGCCUGCUUGGAGACCUGGAAGGCCUGUCUCUCUCCAACAUCUCAUCAACCAUACAGGUGAGCGGCCCGGCGUUUGUCCCAGAGAAGAGGCAUGACCUGCUGCACCGUAUGGCAGGUAAAGGUCUGUCAGCCCAGUACCAGUUCCCCAGACAGCCCUGUCUCUACCAGCCCACCAUGGUCUCAGUCCAGAUCAGCCUGACCAACACCUCAGACCACCCUCUGGAACAGAUCCACAUCGGAGACAGGGGCCCCACAGGACUCCACAUGCACUGCUUCAAUACUAUAGAGUGUCUGCUGCCAGAGGCCUCGGUGACUGUGUCUUUGGGCGUCGACUUCAACGACUCAACCCAAGCAGCCAACUUCCAACUGUGUACGAAGGAGGACCAGUUCAGUGUGUCCAUCCAGCCUGCUGUAGGAGAACUCUUCCUACCCGUCACCAUGACCGAACAGGACUUCCGCAAGGAGCAAGGGAAACUGCUGGGCAUGAACGAGAGCUCGGCAACCAUCACCAUGGCAGCAGAGAACACGACCAGCCAACCAAUCAGCAGACAGGUGGCAACCGUGGCCAACCUGGGAGUGGUUCCAUCCGGUCAAGACAACAUCCACAGGUUUGCUGGUAAGACGGCCAGUAGUGGAGCUGUGGUGCUGGUGACGGUAGAGCUGAGGGGGGAGUCUACAGCCCUGAUCACCAUCAACACAGAGAAGAGUGUCAUGGGUCCCAUGCUGCUCCGAGACCUGAAAUGGGCCCUGGCCCAGGCCUAGAGCGCCCCUCCCUAGCCCCAGUACUCCAACACACCGAGAAGAAUAUCUCCAACUCAUUCAUCCAAAUGUCUUUCUCUCUCCCGAUCUUUCAUUUUUCUUCCUCUCUUGCAUUCUCUGUCACACAAAUACCCACUUUCAUACAUGCAGGCAAGGAGAUCUCAGAUCGUCUCCAGAAACGUUUUUUUUUUAUUGCUUCGAGAAAAGCACUCCUAGAUUCCUUAUAGCAUUAUUUAAAUACUGUUAUUGGAAUUUGAAACCUCCUGAAGCGUUUCAAGAGCCAAAAGCCAAGACGAAUGAACUACCGUGAUGCUAUAUAGUGUAUGACAUUGAUAUAAACAAGAUAGUGCUUUUCUUUUUAGCUGAAGGUAGCCUAGCGUUUAGAGCGUUGGGCUACUAACCAAAAGGCCGCUGGUUGGAAUACCCCAAGCCAACAAGGUGAAAAAUAUUUGAUGUGCCCUUAACCCUAAUUUGCUCCUAGGGCGCCGUACUACUAUGGCUGACCCUGUAAAACACAUUUCACCCCACCUAUCUGGUGUGACAAUAUAAAAAAUUCCACUGUUACUGUGCCUCAUCCAUUCCAAACCCUUAUAUCGUUUCCAACGGAGCAACACCUGUGAAGUGCCUUUAUAAAUGAAGAAAGUUAUGUUUUUUAGGUAACCAAAAAUGUGUUCAUCAAUCAUUGAGGUCUGUAUCACUAUUGGUGAAAUGAACUGAAUUUAUUAAAAAUGGUUAAGUGAA